CAGGCAUACGAAAUCUUGUUCGUUUUCUAUUUAAAAUUGAGGGUCCUUAUCGUGGAUUGGGAUGUUCACCACGGCCAAGCAACCCAGUAUGCUUUCUACAACGAUAACAAGGUUUUAUACUUCUCCAUCCAUCGUUAUGACGACGGGGAGUUUUGGCCCAAGCUACGAGAGUCAAACUAUGACUUUGUCGGCGAGGGUCGCGGAUACGGCUACAAUAUUAACGUCCCCCUAAACGGGCCGGGCUACACCGAUAAUGACUACCUCACAAUUUUCAAUUGCUUGCUCAUGCCGAUAGCUUAUGAGGUGGGUAAGCCCCUUCGUUUUUGUGACCCAAAUGUAUGCGAGUUUUUAUUUCCUUGCUAA
This is a messenger RNA of Dibothriocephalus latus, 363 nucleotides long. The record is from the annotation of a GenBank genome assembly. NCBI's taxonomy places the organism in Eukaryota, Metazoa, Platyhelminthes, Cestoda, Diphyllobothriidea, Diphyllobothriidae.